CUUAUCCCACACUUGACAGGUCGUGUCCCCAGACUUUGUAGGCCACCUGUAGCUGAGACUGAUAGUCUUGUCGUGUGCCAUUGGUACAUAUUUCGGGGGAAUGUCUGCCCAUGUGAGUUUGAGGGAUAGCAGUUCAUCGGAGGAGGACAGCCGACCCGAGCUAGAGAGGACGAUGGAUGACCGCAAAACUCAAGUGACAAGACACCAUCAUCCCUUCAGUGUGGAGGCUAUAAUGUCGGGUAGAAAGAUUCACAGUGAGUUUACAAGCAAAUCCGACAAUGUCUCUGUGGUUACAUUUUCAAAGACGCAGAACUCUCCGUACCUGUGCAGAGAGAGCUACAGCCCUCCCGCGGGAAUCCGAAAGCACUUUAUCCCACCGUCGCCUGUAAAGUCAGAGUCCUCCGAGCCGGAUGAUUGUGCUCCCUGGGCUAUGAGCCCAAGAUUCUCUGCACAAACUCGGCAGGUAAGUCCUACCUGUCCGCUGCGGAAGCACAAGACCAACAGAAAGCCUCGUACUCCCUUCACCACCUCCCAGCUGCUGUCUCUGGAGCGUAAGUUCCGUCAGAAGCAGUACCUGUCUAUUGCUGAGCGGGCCGAGUUCUCCAGCUUUCUGACCCUGACUGAAACCCAGGUCAAGAUUUGGUUCCAGAACCGCCGGGCUAAGGCCAAGAGACUACAGGAAGCCGAGCUGGAGAAGCUUAAAAUGGCUGCCAAACCCGCGCUGCACCCGGGCUUUACGUUACCCAUGCCCUUGGGAGCACAGCUCCACACAGCCGUCUCCCUCUACGGACAGUCCUACCCCUACCACCGUCCCAUGCUGCCCCUCUCACCUAUGGGGUUGUACGCUACACCUCUGGGAUACAGCAUGUAUCAUCUAUCAGGAUGAUGGAUAGGAAUAUACGCUUCUGCUCGCUGGACUAUUCUGUUCAUAACUCUUUUUUUUUUAAAUACUUUAUUUUUCUCCUUGCUAUGAAACAACACUGAAAUUGAGGGGGUUUUUUACACCUGAAGAUACAGCGCCUCACUCACGAAAGAGCCUUAAAGACUUAGAUGAAUUGUUUUCUGGUGUCUUGUUUUUCUUCUGCUGAUUUGGAUAUCAAGGCCAAAUUUAGUGGUUAUUUUUUACUUGAUGUAAUAUAUUCCAAUGCAAAUGUUUAUCCAAUUGCCUCUGAUAUUGACAACAUGUAGUUCAAUUACUUCCAUUCCACUUGUCAUCUAGCAUAGAAGAUUCAACUAAGGCCCAUAAUUCUGUUCGGGCCGGGGUGGAUCCAAACUUCAGGACUGUCUCGUUUUACCUCUACUUGAUGACAGACAAGUUUGAUUUCCGACUGCUUUCAUCCCAUACCGAAGUCUAAUAAAUUAGUUGUGGGAACUGUUGUCUUUCUUUUUCAUAAACUCAACUAAUUCAAAUGUGUUGCUAUUUUUACGUUAGAUUUGACUGUAGCAACAAAUUCUAUUCAGCACUUCUGUUUUAUCAGGCAUUUGUCAUCUUCGAUUAAUUUGUGUAUACUUAUUUAUUUUGCUUUCACUCUAAACUUUUAAUGCUGGAAAUGAAUUGAUUGAGUGAUUCAUGUUUCGUAUUUAUAACAUGUAGCUCAAAUGUGGCAAAAGUUUAUACUUUUUAAUCUUUCAUCUAAAUGUUCCUUUGGAAGGAGCUAUACUAUGCAGUUUUAUAAAUACUUUUUAAAAUUUGGUUAUGUAUGUCAUUCACAAGGAUCAAAUUAAAAACGUAUAAAACAUAUGUUUUCUUCUUGAGAUAUUAUGUAAGUGAGAAUAUGUUGUUACGUAUCUACGGCUGUGCUAUCUAAGCCUUUGAAAUUGAACAUGACCUACAUUUUCCACAGACACAGCUGAUGUGUGGUAUAGUUGCAUGGUUGAUAAUGUUUAUGUCAAUAUUUGACAACCCUCAACUGUAAGCACAUAAAAGUCAGAUUUCCAGAUAUUAUAAAACUGUUGUAAACCAUAUCAGUGAAUGUCAUUUUAAAACAAUGUUUCAUUAGGUUGUCAUGGAAUUUGCAGUGUUAUGCUUCCAGUAAGUAAUAUCAUUAUUUAAUUUCAUGUGAAAUUGUGUUAAUGUCAAUUGAAAUGGAGAAAUGCAGAGCCCCAAACCAUAGCAUCUAAACUAUACCACGUUCCUUCAUCUCAGCUCUUCACAUUCUGAAAGCAGUAACUUCAGCAAGAAUCUGUGGAACGAUAAGUAGAGCUGUACCUGUGUCUCAAACACUGUCGUGCGUCAUACAUUUGGGUCAUUUCGAUGACAAAAGUUGUUAAACUACUAAGACUUAAACAUGCCAGGUUUUAAGAUGGCAGUAGUAUUAUUUUAAGAUGGCAGUAGUAUUAUUUUAAGAUGGCAGUAGUAUUUUAAGAUGGCAGUAGUAUUAUUUUAAGAUGGCAGUAGUAUUAUUUUAAGAUGGCAGUAGUAUUAUUUUCAGAUGGCAGUAGUAUUAUUUUCAGAUGGCAGUAGUAUUAUUUUCAGAUGGCAGUAGUAUUAUUUUAAGAUGGCAGUAGUAUUAUUUCCCGAGCAGCAUUCUUGGGACUAAUUGACCUUAAUGCUAUUGUUGUUGUUUUUUUGUCAACUGUGUCCGGCUUCUACAACACUUCUGCUUGUGUGAAACACCAUUGGUUUGGAAAGCCAGAUUGGUCAUGUUUUAUGGUCCUCCUUCCUUCCUUGUUAUAUCAUACAUCAGGGCCCUAACCCUAGAAAGUUAGCUGCAUUUGUGGCAAUUGUAAGAGCUGCUUACAACUUCCGUGUGACUUUGAUGUAAUGAGGAAAUCAUUUAUAGGCAGCACUCUAUUUAUGAGCUUCCCUUUAAUCAAAACAAGGCUGCCAGGCAAGCCCUUGGCGCAGUCAAGCAAUCAGCUUAAUGAACAGCAGAUUGGCAGAGAUGUUCGAGGAUCUGUUUGGAAAUGUCAGGUUGAGGCUAUAUUACUUGAGGGAGAAGUUCUUUAUCUAUUGAAACAAUGUUCUAUAUUUGUGCUAAAUAAAUGGUUUCACCGUUAUUGUGAUUUUUUGUGAUGGCAUGCUCUUUUGACCUUCAAGGCAUUCAUUAAAGAGGCCAAAUAUUUUAUUAGAUUGAUUUUAAAUAAACAAACAUAUUUAUAACAAGAAGCAAAAUACUGAGAAAUCAUUAUGUCAAUGUGUUGUUACACCACUAUAGAGCCAGAGGAUAUCAGUGGUGUAAAGUACUUAAGUAAAAAUACUUUAAAGUACUACUUAAGUAGUUUUUUGUGGGUAUCUGUACUUUACUAUUUAUAUUUUUGACACCUUUUACAUUCCUAAAGAUAAUAAUGUACUUUUUACUCCAUACAUGGUCCCGUGGUCCCGUGUGGCUCAGUUGGCUCAGUUGGUGGCUCAGUUGGUAGAGCAUGGCGCUUGCAACGCCAGGGUUGUGGGUUCGAUUCCCACGGGGGGCCAGUACAAAAAAAGUAUGAAUGUAUGUACUUGUAAGUCGCUCUGGAUAAGAGCGUCUGCUAAAUGACUUAAAUGUAAAUGUAAUACAUUUUCCCUGACACCCAAAAUUACUUGUUAUAUUUUGAAUGCUUAGCAGAACAGAAAAAUUGUCAAAUUCACACACUUAUCAAGAUAACAUCUCUGGUUGUGCCUACUGCCUCUGAUCUGGCGGACUCACUAAAG
This is a messenger RNA of Salvelinus fontinalis (brook trout), 3634 nucleotides long. RefSeq names its product homeobox protein MSX-2-like. Lineage: Eukaryota; Metazoa; Chordata; Actinopteri; Salmoniformes; Salmonidae. Gene Ontology annotation, cellular component: nucleus. Gene Ontology annotation, molecular function: DNA-binding transcription factor activity, RNA polymerase II-specific; RNA polymerase II transcription regulatory region sequence-specific DNA binding. The record is from RefSeq and is a predicted model, not a curated record. The transcript is spliced from 2 exons. The coding region runs from base 101 to 886 and encodes 261 amino acids. Gene Ontology annotation, biological process: embryonic morphogenesis; regulation of transcription by RNA polymerase II.